GACAAGAGUUUGCUAUUUUCGGCUCUAGGGCUGUUGAAAGGAAUUAGGAGGAGUUUUGGGAGAAGUUUUUCCUGCAUAACAUGGCUGUAAAAUGGAAUUUACUCCCUUGUUAAUUGUGUGAAAUAUUUUCCCCUGCUUUCGUCUCUCUGCACCAACAUGAAAACAUCAGCAUGGCUAGUUAUAUGAAUGAGGUAGAAAAGCAAAAAAUUCAUCAAUGUGCCCACAACGUUAGCAAACCUGAGGGUGUACAAAUCACAUCUAAUGCCAGCGAAAAAAAAUCCAAGUCCUCUGAUGGCAAAUGUUGUCAGGUAAUACAGCCCAGAUCCGGAAUUUGCCUUGGACUCACCGCUCCUUGCACGGCAAACCCUUCUCUGAGGCACCCAAGAGAAGCACCUCUGUUUGAGGAGGUUGAACGCUCUCUAGCUCCGGAAACUGAACGGAAAGUGAAGGCGCUGCCUGGUCAAAAUGAAUGUGGAAAGAGUGGCUUGAAAAAAGGCCGUAUCGUUGGCGGAGAGCCUGCACAAUUGGGUGCCUGGCCCUGGGCAGUGGCUCUUGGCAGGAGAUUGACCGAAAAUAAUGUAUGGUUCUUCUGUGGCGGAACUCUGAUAACUGACCAGCAUGUGAUAACGGCUGCGCAUUGUGUGAAAGAACUGACAUACGACCCAAGCCAUCCCGAAGAAGGCUAUGAAGGACUUGUGGCUCGAAUAGGAGAUCUUGACUUAGAUGAUUCAGUUGAAGAUGGAGCCAAACCCGUGACUAUUUUGGUGAGCAGAAGCGAAUGGCAUCCAAAAUAUUCCGAAUCAUGGGAUGGUUAUGAUAUUGCUCUUCUCACUCUCAAGACUCCGGUUGAAUUCUCAGACUUGGUCCGACCUGCUUGUCUUCCUACUGAAUCUGUUUUCUACAAAAACAAAGACUUUGAAGGAUACCAUCCAUUUGUUGCGGGUUGGGGCUACACCAAAGAGGGUGGGGAAAAAUCUAAUAAACUUAUGCAACUUCAAGUACCAUUACUAAGUACGGAGGAAUGCGCCAGCUUAAUAGCGUCAAGUGGUGCGAUGCGUCUGCAUGAGGAUUCAUUCUGCGCUUACGAAGAGGGGAAAGAUUCCUGUCAGGGUGACAGUGGAGGUCCGUUGAUGCUAUUCAUGGAUUCCAAAUACUAUCUGUACGGUGUAGUCUCCUAUGGUAACGGCUGCGCUCGGAAAAACAAUCCAGGAGUCUACAACAAAGUUCACACUCACUUAAAAUGGAUAACCGGACUGCUGGAAAGCGCCAGAAGUGAUACAACUUGGAUUACUCCGGCAUACUUAUUUGUGAUUUUGGUAUACAUCAUGAUAUUUUACGACCUUGGCUCUGGACCUAUAUGGGAUCUUUUUGUCGGUCCUCAAAGGCAAAAUUGCCUCGAUAACUGGUGGACCAAUAUGUUGUACAUCAACAACUACUGGAAUAACAGCGAAUUCAAAUCUUGUGUUGAAACGCAGUCGCUUCCAAAUGGAACUUUACUUUCCAGCACAUGCAAGACUACCGCCUUUUUUGAUAGGUCUCUUGUUUGGGUAUCUGCUCGACCAUUACAGGAAAGAGAAAAUGAAGAUGCAUUUGGCCCAGUAAACUCGUUUCUGUCACAUCAGUCCUUCCAAGUGCUUAGCAGAUUAACUUUCUGCUUCUAUCUGGUUCAUUGUACUUGCAUGCAUUACGAUAUUGGGACCAAACGCUCUGCCAUAUACUUCUCUUAUUUUAAUAUGUUCCAGGCCGUAGCCUCUGAUGUCAUCAUUUUACUUCCAUGCGCCACCGCUGUGUCACUUAUUUUGGAACAUCCGUUCAUUCACCUCAACAAGCUCAUUUUCAAAAAAAGAUCAGGGAAAGUUGCGCAAUCAGAGCACCCUGUGAAUACCACUAAAAGCGCCUGGGUCAUUACACCGGAGCUGGACCAGACUUCGACACACACCAACAUCUCGACGACAACAUUAUGCCAAAAUGAAUGCAUCGGCAUGGAUGCUCAAGGGAAAUCGUUGAAAAGCUCAGUUCACUUCCCGGUCAGGACAUAUGUGGUACAAGCAGAACCAUCCAAGGCCGCAUUGUUGGAGGAAUGCCAGCAAAGUUGGGUGAGAAGUGAUUGGCCCUGGGCUGUGGGCAUGGGGCUGACAUUGAAGUAUAAUAACGCUUAUAGGUUUGCUUGUGGUGCUGCACUAAUUUCUAACAGACAUUUGGUAACGGCUGCUCACUGCUUUAAGGAUUUUAAGGAGCCUUCGUUUCAACCUAAAAAUCAACAUUUCGAUACCGAAGGGAUGGCAUUUAGGAUCGGCGAGUUAGUUUUGAACAAUACAAUCGACGAGAGAGCCACACCGAAGAUUUAUCGGCCCGCAAAAAUCGCUGUGCACCCGAGAUUCGGCGAUGAUACAACGGAGGGCUUCGACAUCGCAGUUAUCACCCUGGAUUCCGAGGUACAAUUCACAGAUCUCAUCAGACCCAUUUGUCUUCCCAUCAGAGAUUUUUUCUUCAAGGAUGACUUUGAAGGAGAAACGGUAACCGUCGUCGGUUGGGGUAAACGGCAAGAUAAAAGGGGUGCCCCUAGCUCCAAUCAGCUGAUGCAAGUGCAGCUUCCCAUACUGAGCUCAGUGGAGUGCCUUACAUUGCUGCAACGCAUUCAAAUUAAGUUUUCCCCUGAUGGCUUCUGUGCGUAUUCGGAGAAUAAAGAUGCUUGCCAGGGUGACAGCGGUGGCCCGACAAUGUUGUACAGAGAUGGAAAAUGGUAUUUGUACGGAGUGGUAUCAUUAGGAGUUUUCGCCAAUGUCAUGAUAUGUGCUCACAGUGCUCGCCAACAGGAGGACAUGGAAAAGUCCGUCUCCACGGACACGGUUAAAAAGCUGACGUCACUCCCUGGUAACGAAGACUGUGGUAUUAGUGGCAGCAAAACUGGUCGCAUUGUCGGUGGAGAGCCAGCGAAGCUCGGUGCUUGGCCCUGGAUCGGGGCUGUUGGAAAAAAGCAAGGUCGCAACAAAUAUUUCUGGUUCUGUGGCUCGUCUCUGAUUUCUGAUAGACACGUCAUAUCGGCCGCUCACUGCUUCCUUCCCAGGGGUGAAAAACCACUCACUGUGAAAGGUUUUUUUGGGGCAACCUUAGUAUACUUACUUUGUCGUAGCCUGGGACUUUUUACGGACUUCAUUACAGUGGCAAAAACGCGUGAAUUUGAGGACAUGGAUACGUUCGCACCACGACACAUUGUAAAGAAAUUGAGGAAACUACCGGGCCAAGAGGGCUGCGGUAUCAGUGGCAGCAAAACUGGCCGAAUAGUUGGUGGAGAGCCAGCCAAGCUAGGUGCUUGGCCAUGGGUAGCAGCUUUAGGAGAAAGACGAACCCGUGGCAAAAAAUGGUUUUUCUGCGGUGCAACGCUGAUCUCUGACAGACACUUGAUAACAGCAGCUCAUUGUGUCGAAUCUAUCGAAAAUAAAUUACAAAAGUUAAUAGUUCGAGUCGGGGAUCUCAAUUUGGAUGACAAAGUUGAAGAUGGAGCUAGACCUGAAGAUAUCCCUGUUACAAAAAUAAGUAGGCAUCCUCUGUUUGGCAAAAUCGACGAAGGUUAUGACAUUGCAGUUUUACAAUUGGAGAGGAGGGUAAAUUUCUCAGAUCUUGUCAGACCAAUAUGUCUUCCUCACGAGGAUAUCUUUUUCACGAAAAAAGAUUUCGAAGGAUAUCAGCCGUUUGUCGCUGGCUGGGGUAUGAUUCAAUACGGGGGAAAGAAAUCCAUGCAACUUCUACAAAUUCAAAUUCCAUUACUGAGUACUCAAGACUGCAAAGGGAUGUUGAGAGCGCAACAGGUGGAUAUGCACGAUGACUCGAUAUGCGCCUAUGCCGAUGAAAAAGAUGCUUGCCAGGGUGACAGCGGCGGACCAUUGAUGCUACCGAUAGACGACAGGUACUACCUACUAGGGGUGGUCUCUUACGGUCUAGAAUGUGCCAAGAAAGACAGCCCUGGUGUCUAUAAUAAAGUCCACACUCACUUGAAAUGGAUCACCGAUCAGCUAGAUUAG
Bemisia tabaci is the source of this 4022-nucleotide messenger RNA. NCBI's taxonomy places the organism in Eukaryota, Metazoa, Arthropoda, Insecta, Hemiptera, Aleyrodidae. The record is from RefSeq and is a predicted model, not a curated record.